Colletotrichum gloeosporioides is the source of this 1038-nucleotide messenger RNA. RefSeq lists its product as uncharacterized. Lineage: Eukaryota; Fungi; Ascomycota; Sordariomycetes; Glomerellales; Glomerellaceae. Gene Ontology annotation, molecular function: protein binding. The transcript is spliced from 2 exons. The record is from RefSeq and is a predicted model, not a curated record. Bases 1 to 1038 code for a protein of 345 amino acids.
AUGGCUGACGACUCGAAUGCCAACAGUGGCCCAGGUGCCAACAUGUGCGAGGAAACGAUAGUUGAGCUUCAUAACCAGUGGGAUGCCGUUCUCGUUGUCACAAAAGACAACACGAUUCGCAAGUUCCGGGUAUGCUCGAACGUACUCGGCGCCGCAUCACCAUACUUCGACAGCCUCUUGGUCGUUCCUACCUUCUCAGAGGCCAUCAAAGUCCAGAACGGCCAGCGCCCCGACAUACACUUGGUGGAGAACCACUACCCAGAUGCCAUGGAGGUAAUGCUAAGCAUUCUCCACUACCGGAUGCAGCGCAAGUGGGACAUGGUGACCCCCAAAGAGCUCGCAACCAUCGCCAUAUGCGCUGACCAGUAUCGCUGCGUUGAGGCGCUCAAGGCCCAAAUUGGACAGUGGCUCGUUGGGCAGCCGAAGUCCAACAAGGCCGAGCCCGACGAGAUUGGGUACUUGUUAGUAGCUCUGCAACGAUUCGAGCACCCAGAAGAGUUCUCGAGAAUGUUGGUGGCUGCUGUCAUGAACAUCCCUUUCUCCUUCGACUUCGGAUCUUGGGCUGCUGAUCCAAUUAUUUCUGAGUUGGAUGAGGACCUGAGAGCGCGCAUCCAGAAGAAUAUGGAAAGGGUCAAAGCGACACUUACCAAGUUCUUGUAUUCAGCGAUUACGAAACUCACCUUCAACGAGCAAGUGAGCAUGAUACAUCGAUGUAACACCUGGCCCGAUUGCCCAUCGAAUACGCGAUGUUACUCUGGUGAACGUGUCAAGGAGUUCCUCAAGAUGCUCCAUAAUAACUCUCUCUGGCCACCGCAGGAAGCGAUAGAGAGCUGCACCAUCAGAAAGCUUGGCUCGCGCCUCCGAAACCUGCAGAAGACGGAUGUUCACAGCUGUGAUGCUGGCCCAGAGUGCGAACUAAGACGCAUUAUGGACUUAUUAGAGGCGGAGGCGACGACUGUUAUCGAGGGGGCCCAGUCAGGCUUGGAGAAGACAGCGAAGACGACAGCGGAGACGCCGGACGACACUCAGGACAUGUAA